CUUUUCACCUCACUAAAAGUAAGACUAAAACAUUAAGCUGCGAAAUAUUCGCCUUUGCACUCCCCAAUGAAGUUUCUUUGGUUUCGAUGUGACAUCAUUAUCCCAUCCACUGCAUUAGCAGUUUUUGUUGUUUUUUUAGCUCUCGUUGGGUUUUUUGUGAAGAGGGAAUUCGACACUGCUGAAAACGCAGAGCAGAACUGCAGGUUAGUUAGUCAUUUGUGAUUUAACAACUGAAAGUUAGAAAGGCUGAAAGUCUGAAAGGGACAUGCGAUAUUUAGUAGCCACAUACAAUUGGAGCCUGACUCAGUGACUGCUUCUUCCCUUCUUCCGGCGUCACUAUAUAACCUGCUCUCUCUAACCCCCACCCCCUCUCCUAAAGAAAGGGGCUUAGGGGGGAAAAUGUCAUAAGACCUGGGCGUGGAGGGGAAAAGAGAAAAAAAAGAAGACAGUAUCCUAAUUUUAAUUAAAUUUUAAAGCAAAAUAUCAGGCCUGAUUUAGAAGUAUAAAAAAUUUUCAAUUGAAGGCCAGAGAACCCUUUCCUACCAGUUCAGUACCAAUGGCACUGUUAAUGAAAUUAACAUUUUCAUUUUAAUGUUGUACUUUAUACUAUACUGACUGAGCUGUAAUUUAGGCAUAGGCUCAUUUUAAGUUUAAUCCUAAUAUGAUCUUAUGGCUAUGGGCCGAUUGGAUUAUCAUUAGACUUAGGCCGCAGUGGCUUGGGGUUGUUCAAAGACGUUUUAUCAAUUAAAAAUAAAAGUUAGCCCUGUGUACUGUACAAUUUAGUCUAAUAAAGACUACACAUAAGUUAUAAGCUUACAUGCUAAGAUUCGAAAUUGGUUAAGAAAUAAUGUAUGCACCUGAACUGCACUUUUACCGCCUUAUCUAACAAUUUCUAAAUUUAAAAUAUUGGCUAUUGUUAAUUAUGUGAGGUGGUUAUUCUAACCCUUACUUACUCUGCCAUUUACCCUGCCUUGGAAAUAGGCCAUCUACAAGUGCUUUCCAUUCAUCUUGGUCCUAUGCUUUCCUUUCCAGUUGUUUCCAUGUGUCUCCCAUAAGUUGUGUGUCUGCUUGUGUCUUUUUGUAUUCUUUGGCCUUCCUCUCUUCCUUUUUCUCUGUGGAUUCCAUUAUAGGUACCGGUAUAAUCUGUUGACGUUUCCUGGAGAUUUACAGAGACUCAGAGAGUGUGCCUUAUCCACCUCCAUCUUUUUCAUAUGAUGUCUUCAGCCUGUCUCCUCAUGGUAUGUCCUCAGUCCUCUGUAGUAAAUCUUUGUUUUUGAUGAUGGUGGGUAAUUUUAUGUUCAGAAUCUUUAUCAUACAAGUGAACAUCUUCUGCGUGAUGCUCAAUGUUGUAAUUUUCAGCUCCAUAGUGUAGGACUGAAUUGAUAUUAGUGAUGAAAAUCAUUUGCAGAGGCAGCUCCUUUGAUUCCCAUAUUUUCAUUAACAGCACACAUGCUGACCUAGCUUUACAAAUGAGUUGGGUAUGAGAAGGCGAUAGCUCCCGUUAUUAUCAGACAAAGGGUUCCGGGCACUCGAGAUCAGAGGUUAGCUAUUUUAUUAUGAUACUGAAUUACCGUAUUUAUUGGCGGAAAACACCCCCUGAGUAUAACACGCACCUCAAUUUAAGAAGGAAAUUUCAGGAAAAAAAACUAAACAUUAUAUCAGCGUAUAACACACGCACACAUCAUUUGCCCCCUAUUUUCAGGGAGAAAAAGUGCAUGUUAUAUGCCAAUAAAUACGGUAAGCCAGUACAAGCACUAAGUAACUGUUUGUUUGGUCAAAUGUUGUCUAUUUAAUAGUUCAAAAACAUCAAAAUUUUGAGAAAUAUACACUUGGUGGAAGUUGGGUUGUCUCAUUUCCUUUUUCCAGUCAUGCAGAGGGACAGAUGGUCAGAGAUGACCUUCUUUUAAAUGUUUAUCCAAGCAUGUUAGCAAAUGGCAAAGCGAAAUGCCAGCAAAUUAGGCAGGUUGGUGAGAUUUUAUGGGCAAAGGUUAACUACUUGGGGUUUCAAAGGUAUGAAUUGGACCACACAAAGGCAGAGCAUCCUAGGUAUGUAAGCUGGCGUAGAAGAGACAGUCUAGGAAGGACAGUUAAGUUGGAGACAAGGACAGUUAAGUUGUGGAGGGACAUAGGAAUAGUGAACUGUUAGUAACAGUCAUGUCAAAGUGCUAGUCAGAUUAUCAAAAGAACUAUGUUUUGUCAAGAAAUACAAAAUAAAUUUCAUUAUCAAUUUUGUACCAUCUGGAGUUUGAUAUUUAAGUCUUGUGUGCUUUUGUCUGUCUGAAUGCCCAGAUACCGGUACCUAAAAUGUAAAUCAUAGAGAGAGGCAGUUGAGUACUGACCACUCCUACAUUAUCAUUAAAUUUUGGAUCAUCUGGAGUUGUUUGGAUAUUUAAGUCUUGUGUGCUUUUGUCUGGCUGAAUUCCCAGAUACCUAAGAUAUAAAUCAUAGAGAGAGGCAGUUGUGUACUGACCAUUCCUACAUUAUCAUUAAAUAGUUUGUGACAAGUCAGGACUGAAGCCCUCCUCGUAACACCUGUUCUUUGACACAAGGCAAACCCUGACAUCUGCUUCUGAUCUACCCAAGUAGGUGAAGGCUUCCACCUCUCCCAGUGCAUUUCCUGCCAAGGGGAUGUGUUCUUAGUUCUGUUUAUCUUCAUGAUUUUUGUCUUGCUUCUAUCUACUUCAAUUCCAAGCUGUUCCAAAAUAGUGGCUACAUCCCUUGUCUUAUCCUGAAUUUGUUGUUGAUUGUGAGAUGCCAUCUUCAAAGUCUAGGUCUAGGUUUCCCAGGUUCUACACUGUAUCCCGUUCUUCAUUUUGUAUAUGGAUACUUUCCUUAUCCAGUCAAUGGCAAGGAGGAAAAGUAAGGGGGGCAAGAGACAUCCGUGUCUAACUCCUUAUUCUACUUUAAAGCCAUCUGUGACUCUCCUUCAUGUACGAUCCUGCAUGUCAUUCCUUCAUAAGAGUUUUGUAUAAUACUGACCAGUUUUUCUGGUGCUCCAUAAUGAUGGAGAAGUAUUCACUGGUAUUUUUCAUGCUAUCAAAUGCUUUUUCUUAAUCGAUGAAGUUUAAAUAUAGAUUAUUAUUUUGUAACUUUCUGAAAUUAAUUUCAAAUGAAAUUUAUUUUCCUUUUUUGAAGAAAAACAUAUAUUGAGUCUAAGGGACCUUGCACUAUUAAAUGCUGAUGCUAUGCACUUUUCAAAAUAGUCCUUGGUCAUUGGAUUUAAUGAAGCAGUCACUCUUUUCUCAUGAAGCUCCCAAAUUGUUUCACAGCAGAUGUUUGAGGUAUAAUUUAUAAAAAUGGCUCCUCAUUCAAAAAAGGUUGUUUAGUCGUAUCUUAACCCUAAUCUGAACUUUUAAUUCAAAUCAAAUUUUAUUGUUCUUCUUUCAAGAACAAAAGCAUUUGAGUCCAAGUGAUCCUAUGUGAUCCACAUGUGAUGUAUAUGGAUUUUAAAAAAAUCAAAAUAGUCUUAUGCCAUUUGAUGCCUUCCUAGAUAAGUAGUCAUUCUCAUCUCAUUAUCCCUAAAUCACAAUCAAUUCAUUUUGAUCUUCAACUUCAGGCUUACUGGCUAAUAUUAAGCAGAACAUUAUUAAUUAACAUUGUUAAUGUUAAGUAUUUGUAAAAUAUUUAAAGUUUAAUGGUAAUCUAUAAAAAUUAAUUAAAAAAAAAAAAUAUUUGGAUCAAUAAAAGAAUAAUAUCUUAUAAUCUUAUCUGAUGUGUAUGAAAAUCUGGACUACCUUUUCUUGGAAAAGUGCCAUACGACUGAUACUACCUGCUUUGAGAUCUUACAACCAGCAAUGAGCUACCUUUCCUAGUUUCCACCAUUGAGCAUGGAGUAGCUCUUUAAAAUCUUUUUUUAAACUGUAUCAUUCAUACAUUCCAACUUGAGCCAGGCUGACUGAUAUUAGGUAGCGUACAUCAUCAUUAUCAUCAGACUUACUGACAUUGGCUAGUGUACAUCAUCAUUAUAUUAUCAAACUGAAUGACAUUAGGUAGUGUACAUCAUCAUUAUUACCAGGCUGACUGACAUUUGGUAAUCUUCAUCAUCAUUAUUAUCAGACUGACCGACAUUAGGUAAUCUACAUCAUCAUUAUUAUACAAAUGAAUCUUUCAAUUAGAAAAAAAAAGACUAUAUCUAGCACUUUAAGAACUUAAAAUAAAUUAUAAAGUGUUAGCGGGAUAAUAACUGUGAAAGUAAAAUGACCAUUUUAGUAAAUUAGUUUAGAUUUUUUAAUUUACAGGUGUUAACAGUUAAGGCCCUGGCCUGGUUAAAUUAGCUUAAAUGUAUUAUUGCUUUAAAUUGAUGAGCAUCACUCAAUAGUUUAAUCAUAGAUAAUUAAAAUUGACAUACAUUAUUUACCUUAACAUAAACUUUUAAUCUCUUUUCUUUCUUAUGCCAGCUGAUGUGUUACCCACAACGGAUAUUAAAUAUUAGAAAAAAAACAAAAGAUUUAAGCAUGUACCUGUAUCUUAUUUGAUACAUUUUAUUUCAACAUUUAUUGGUUUUCAUAGAAUGGCUGAAGAAGCAUUAGCAAAUGCAGAUAAGUUCAAGUCAGAGGGACAUUCUGCUUUCGUUUUGGGAUACACUGGAGAAGUAGGGAAACUUCUGGUGGAUGAGUUGAACAGACUGAAAAUCUUCAAGCGAAUAGUUCUCAUAGGUCGUCGUCAAGUAUUUCUCAAUGUUGGCCCAGAAUUUGUAAGGAUAAUUUUGUAUAUUUUUGCGAUAAAUUAAACUUUACUUUUAUCUAUACAUAUAAAAAUUCUUUGACUUGCUGAAAUUAAUUUUUUUUUGUCCCGGGUAUCUAUGUAUUCAAAUACAAUUGAUUUGAAAUGCAUUUUAUAUAAUAUUUUUAUGGAAGUAUUUUUUUUCUUAUUACAAUGUAUGUAAAAUGUUUGACACAUGUGAUUUGUGGUUGCCUUUUAAUGCACUCCAGUUAAAUUUCUGAAUUAAGAAUUUUAUUUUCAUUUUUUUAAUCAUAAUUUAUUAGACAUUUGACAUUGUUCGCUGUUACUUUCUUUCUGUUUUAGGUUCUUUGUUUUAGGUGUAGAGCUUUCAUUAAAUGGAAUUAAUGAUAAAUUAGAAAUACUUGACAUUAAGUGCUGCCUGUGGAGGGGGUUGAAAUGUCUGUUUAGAAAAUGAAACUAAGAUGACUUUUCUAUUUUUUAAGUUUAAAUUUGUAUCAGAAAAUCUAGUUACUAGAAGCUUAGUAAGGGUGAUGGGAAUACGGCAUAUUUUCAAAACCAAAAAUUUUCAGCAGUUAUUGAAUAUUUCCCUUUUCAGGAGCAAAAAGUUGUAGACUUUGAAAAUAUUGAUGAAUAUAAAGAUGCCUUUAAAGAUCUAGACACUGGAUUUUGUUGUCUGGGUACAACGAGAGCUAAAGCUGGUAUUGUGAGUAUUAAACAUCCUUAUAAUAUUGAAAGAUAACCUUUAUAGAACACGGGCCUAGAGUUGUUAACAUUUUUUUAAAAUUGUCACUAAAACUAUGAUUGAAAAUCCACCAAGAAAGCAUUAAAUAAAUACAACUAGUACUAACAAGUUUGGGAUUUCAAAUCCUCUUGUUUGUUUCAUUCAUUAAUAAUAAAACUUGGCUUGGAAUAAUUUAUUUUAUUUAUCGUAAAUUUUCAAUGUAACUCUAACUUCUGCUGUUACCACCCGUGCAUGACCUUCCAUAAUUUAUAUUCUAUUGUUUUACUAUACAUGUUUUGUAAUGGAAAGUAUAUAUUUUUUAAUAAUCAUUGCAGCAAGGCUUUAUCCGAGUUGACCAUGAUUAUGUUCUACUGUCUGCUGAGAUUGCCAAAGCACAAGGUUGCAAACAUUUCACACUUGUUUCAUCUCAAGGGGCUGACAAAAAUAGCAGCUUUUUAUACCCAAGAACAAAGGUGAGAAUAGAUCUAUAAAAAAUAUCAGGUAGAGAAAAUAAGAAAAUAAAAAAAAUUUUGUUUACAAACAUUCAUGUUUUUGUUAGAGACAAAUCUACUUUAAAUGAAAAUAAUGUCACAGUAAUGGCUUAAUCUUUGUGCUUUAAUUUUUUUUUUGUCUGUGGUUUUCCCCACAAUGUCUUUUCAUAAUUUGUGACACAAUGAUAAUGAGAUUUGUUUUGAUGAAUCUGCUUUAUACUACCACAAAUAAUGGAGGAAAUUUAGGAUAACAAAUUCUACCUAAAAAUAAGGUUUUACAUUUUCAUGCAUGUGAGAAUAUAAUGCAACCAAAUCUUUUUGGCCCACUCACAUUUGGUGACCGAGCUCUUAUCCUAUCUGGACAUAACACAAGAAAUAAAGCGCCCCUUUGAAGGAAUAUUAGUAUAGUUUUAUUGGUUUGACCACAGUUCAUUUUAAAUAUUAAAAUAAUUUAAAGGAUUUUAUUAACAAUUCAUAUUUAUUAUGUUUAUUUGUAUUGUUAUAUUAUGGACAGAUUAACAGAUUGCAUUAUAAGAGCUUUUUAAAAAGAAGAGUAAGGGGUUCGCAUUAUACAUGGAUUGCAUUAUGUGCAGUAAUAUAUCAUAACCUUAUAAAUAUUCAACAAUCCUGGAAGACUUUCAUCAAAUCAAAAAUAGUUUCUACAUAUCCCCAGCAAUACUUGAGUAAAACGCAUUUUAAGAUUAUACCUUACUGCGAUGUUUAAUCAAAACCAUUAGUAAAAUGUAACAAAUAUCAAAACUACCACAUUUUUAAAAUUUUCCAAAGAAAUUUCCUUUGUAAUUAAAAAUUAUGAACAUAUUGUCACAUCUAUAGACAUAAAUCUAAAAGGAGUUUAAAGAAAAAAAAUUUCCAUCUUAUCAGGGUCAAGUUGAAGAAGCACUGAAAGUGAUGCACUUUAACAGACUGUCCAUUUUCAGGCCUGGGUAAAUGAAGGAUUUCACUCUAACUUUGUUGGAUAUAUAUUUUUAAUGAUUGGUGAUUUCCCAAUCAAUUCUUUGUUUAUCAGACAUCCCCGUAUUCAGCUCAUUAAAAUAUAUGAAGUCUUUGAAUUUUUACUUUGUUUUAUUCUGUGAACCAUUAUUAAACUUCAGUCUCAAGAUCUAUGAUUUAAUUUCCUAAAUUUUAAAAUUAAAUUAUUGAUCUGUUGAUGAUUGAAGAGAAAUCAAUUCUUCUACCUUCUUAGUGUCCUCAUGUGUGAUCGUCAGGAGAGUAGACCCAUGGAGGCAGCCUUCCGUGCAGUCCUGAAACCUGUGUCUUAUUUUUUCCCAACUGCAAUCACAACACCGGUCCAGAUUGUAGCCAGGGCAAUGAUCAACAAUGCAAUCGCUUCCACAAACAGUUCCACUCUAGAGCUCCAUGACAACAAAGCCAUACAUCAACUUUCUGGUAUUUCAAAAGGAUGCAACAAUUUGAGAAGAAGCCUAUCUGCUCCUGAAAGCACCAAAACUAAAUAAAUGUUCUGUAAUGUCAAGUAUCCAUUAUUAGUAUAAGCAAACUAGCUAAUCGUUGUUAAGAUGGCUCAAUCUAAAUGAUUUUUCAUUUUCCUUUAUGACGUCAGCUUAUAAUAUAAUGAUAUAUUUACCAAUCAUUACAAUUGGCUAUCUCAUUUAAAAUAAUUUUGUUUACCCAAGAUUGUAAAAAGUCACUCAAAUUUUCUUGUCAUGGUUAAAUUUAAAAAAUAAUAAUUAUGUUACACUUGAGAAGUAUGAGAAGGAGAAAUAAGCAUUUGACAAGAAACAGUGCUAUACCAAUAAUACCAUGAGUCUAAAAAAAGUAAUUGAAGAAUUAUUCAGAUGAGCUUCGGUGGAGUUUAAUUAAAGAAUUAUUUUGACAGGGGUUUCUUUUAUUGACAAAUACAUUUCCUUGUACAUUAUUAAUAAAAUACUUUCUCACUAUGAUAAAUUUUGUAUUACAAUUCCAAAAUUUAUUUGAUGCUUAUAAAAUUUUAUUUUCGUAUUCCAAGAAACAUAAUGGGUCGUUCGCAAAUCAAAUUAUGUCUCGCUUUGGGG
Lymnaea stagnalis (great pond snail) is the source of this 7925-nucleotide messenger RNA. NCBI's taxonomy places the organism in Eukaryota, Metazoa, Mollusca, Gastropoda, Lymnaeidae. The record is from the annotation of a GenBank genome assembly.